Messenger RNA from Fulvia fulva, 1257 nucleotides. Its product is annotated as Ferric reductase transmembrane component 3. Bases 1 to 1257 code for a protein of 418 amino acids. Gene Ontology annotation, biological process: copper ion import; iron ion transport; intracellular iron ion homeostasis. Gene Ontology annotation, cellular component: plasma membrane. Gene Ontology annotation, molecular function: ferric-chelate reductase activity. The transcript is spliced from 2 exons. The record is from RefSeq and is a predicted model, not a curated record. Lineage: Eukaryota; Fungi; Ascomycota; Dothideomycetes; Mycosphaerellales; Mycosphaerellaceae.
AUGCACCGCUGGCUGUCACGCCUGUGGCUCUUGCUUGCUGUGCUUCACUCCAUCCUUGCCUGGGCAUGGACCGUCAGGACGGGCGCUUACUCAGGUCUAUAUGGUCUCCAUACUAUGCAGUUCUGGAUAUGGGGAUUUGUGGCCACGGUCCUGACUAUUGCCAUUAUCUUGGUCAGCGGCACGAAGAUUCGCCAAUGGUCUUACAACAUGUUCAUCGUGACACAUGUUGUGCUGGCUGCUGUGCUCUUAGUCGGCUGCUAUUAUCACGUUUGGUUGAUCCCAUACGGUAUUGCUCGCUACUACAAUGUCGCACAAGACUGGGUAUACAUUGCCAUAGGGGCAUGGGGCUUCGACCGUUUGCUACGUCUCGCCCGCCUGGCCUCCAACGGCGUCCGUAGAGCCAACGUCACCGAGAUCGGCAACGACAUUGUCCGAAUCGACAUUCGAGGUGUUCGAUGGAUCCCGGAGCCAGGCAAACACCUCUACGUCCACUUUCCUACUCUGAACCCUCUUCGACCAUGGGAGAAUCAUCCCUUCUCAUGGGUCUCGACUUCCCUUCUGCAACCACGUCAAAGUGACCCAAGCCAUGACAUGGAGAAAGCGCAUGGCUUUGGUGGCGCGGACAGACAGACUCCACUCGUGACGGAGCUCCUCCCCACCAGCGAGAGCGACUCCGACGGCAACUCGGAGAAGGCCCCUGAAGCCCUCCCCAGCAGCGGCAGCGAGUCGGACAUGAGCGUCAGAAAACCUCGCAGCACACCUGCGAAGAUCAUCAACCCUGGCGCCGGCAUCACCCUCUUCGUCCGAAAGUCCAAAGGCACCACAAGACUCCUCAAAGCCAACACCAACCUCCUAACCCUCCUCGACGGGCCCUACCACAACAACAAAUACAAAAGCGUCCUCCGCACCGAUCGGCUACUCCUCAUCGGUGGCGCCAUCGGCAUCUCCGGCCUUCUGCCAUGGCUGCGCACACACUCCAACGUCAAACUGGCAUGGAGCGUCACAGAGUCCUCGCGAAGCUUGGUGGAGUCUUUAAGUGAUGUGCUAGCAGAUGUGCCAGAGAAGGAUAUCAAGAUUGGCGCGAGGCUGGACUUUGCGAGGAUCUUGCAGCACGAGGUGGAGUCGGGGUGGGAGAAGGUGGGGGUGGUGCUUUGUGGGCCUAAUGGGUUGUGUGAUGAUGCGAGGGUGGAGGUUAUCGAGGCGGGUAAGGCUGGGAAGACGGUGUUGGAGUUGUCGGUUGAUGCGUAUUCGUGGUAA